Molecule: messenger RNA, 775 nt
Organism: Paramecium pentaurelia
Lineage: Eukaryota; Ciliophora; Oligohymenophorea; Peniculida; Parameciidae
Source: the annotation of a GenBank genome assembly
AUGUUAAAGAAAUUAAGUCACUUUGCACGUCUUGAUAAUCGAACCAUUCUUUCCAUUAAAGGAAGAGAUGCUUUUGAAAUUCUAUAGGGAAUAACCACAAAUGACAUUCGUUAAAUAUAGUAAUCUCAAAGUACAUUAUUCCUAAAUACAAAUGGGAGAAUAAUUUGUGAAGCCAUUUUGCAUAGACCACAAAUGUAAGAAAUCGUAUUAUUAGUCAAAAGAAUGACUAGUGGUAAUAUUGUAAUGAUGAAAUUUGGAUGGAUAUAGAUAUAGACAUUAAAAGCUCUUUAGUGAAUCAUAUCAAGAAAUUCUUGAUUAGAAAAAAAGUUUAAAUCACAGAUUAUGAAGAUCAAUUACAUAUCUUCUAAGUUUAUGUAAUCUAUCUAUACUUAAAUUUAAGGGACAAGAAGUCAAAUUAAAUAAUUAGGAAGGUGAACCUAUUAUAGAUCCUAAUAAUGAUUUAUCUGAAGAAGGGGAUUAUAGAAACAUAGUUGCUGUGGAUCCAAGAUCUUCAUCUAUUGGAAUCAGAAUGGUUACUAAUGAUAUGCCAGAUUUAAAAUAAAAUGAUAUUUAAGUUUAGGNUAAUAAUUAUGAAUUUAUAAUAAAUUAAUUAAAUUUUGAUCACACUUGUUAUUUAAUACAUUUAUUACAGAAUACUAUAACCAAAAUUAUGAAUAAAUCUUAAAUUUAAUUAAUAGAACUUAUGAUGGUAACAGGAAUUUAGGUAGCCUUGCAUAUUUUAAUUUAGAUAUUGUUAUAAUAAUAAUAUUUAUGA